GCGGUAAACAAGUGUACGGAUUUCUAUGACGAGGCAUUGUAUAACCCUCAAGGAUAGGACGGCGGGUCCCCGAACACCCGCGUCUUCGACCCUCCAUAUAUCCAAAGAUCCAGCCGUUCAGAGACGUUGAACAGAAAGCGAUCCAUGCCGGUGAAGCUCCUCCCAGUUCCAGACAUUUCCAACUGGUCGGCUAAUGACAAGCCGUGCGCGACCACUGGCCUUUCUCCGCUUUCCACUGCCUUUUUCCAAUCCGCCUGCCACUUCUCCGCCUUCAUUUUCCCCUGCAGCUCAAGUACCAACGCUUCAUCCUCCGAGGAGGGAGUGUCCACCGCCGACGGGUGGUAACUCCAUUCUGUAUCUGCCUGCGUCGAAGUGGAAGAGAACACUUCCCAAGCAUCCAAGUCCAAGAGCCCGGACGACAGCAGCGACCCACGCAUCCCUUCUCCAACGGAGCGCUGGCGCCAGGGAGGGAAAUUCCUGAUUUCAUAUCCCUAAUUAGCAGCCAUCCACACACACACACACAC
Molecule: messenger RNA, 524 nt
Organism: Mytilinidion resinicola
Lineage: Eukaryota; Fungi; Ascomycota; Dothideomycetes; Mytilinidiales; Mytilinidiaceae
Exons: 1
Coding region: 194-481 (95 amino acids)
Source: RefSeq, a predicted model, not a curated record